AUGUCCGGAAAGUUUGAGCCCAAGGUUCCUGUUCAGUUGAACCCUCCCAAGGACGACCCCAUUUCCGUUGAGGAGUUGGCCAAGGCGAACGGUGCUGAUGACGGAAAGUGCUAUGUUGCCAUCAAGGGUAUCGUCUACGACGUAACAGGCAACAAGGUGUACCAGCCUGGAGUGUUCGCUGGCAAGGACGCCUCGCGCGCUCUCGCCAAGACUUCGACCAAGGCCGAGGAUAUCAGCCCAGACUGGCAAGAUCUCGACGACAAGGAAAAGUCGACUCUUAACGACUGGAUCACCUUCUUCUCCAAGCGCUACAAUGUAGUAGGCAAGGUCGAGGGGGCUACCAACAUGGAUUACACGUAA
Neurospora tetraspora is the source of this 360-nucleotide messenger RNA. RefSeq names its product cytochrome b5. The coding region runs from base 1 to 360 and encodes 119 amino acids. The record is from RefSeq and is a predicted model, not a curated record. NCBI's taxonomy places the organism in Eukaryota, Fungi, Ascomycota, Sordariomycetes, Sordariales, Sordariaceae. The transcript is spliced from 4 exons. Gene Ontology annotation, cellular component: endoplasmic reticulum; endomembrane system; membrane.